Messenger RNA from Drosophila busckii, 1239 nucleotides. RefSeq names its product sodium channel protein Nach. The transcript has 5 exons. The record is from RefSeq and is a predicted model, not a curated record. Gene Ontology annotation, cellular component: membrane. Gene Ontology annotation, molecular function: ligand-gated sodium channel activity. Gene Ontology annotation, biological process: sodium ion transmembrane transport. The coding region runs from base 1 to 1239 and encodes 412 amino acids. NCBI's taxonomy places the organism in Eukaryota, Metazoa, Arthropoda, Insecta, Diptera, Drosophilidae.
AUGACUAUCUAUGUCUGCAUUAUAUCCUCGGAGCGUUACUUCAGUUACUGGGUGCAAACUACCAUUGAGCGCACGGAUGUGCACGUUUCGGAGAUUCCCUUUCCAGCUAUAAGCAUUUGUCCCACGAGUGUUGCCUAUGUGUCCAACCACAAUGACAGCCAGGAAGAUGAGCAGCAGCAACGCUUAAGAAAAAUCUAUAAUCUUGUGCAAAGCACGCUCUGGAGUCAAGCAGCGCCGGAGCAAGAGCAGCAGUUUAAGCGUGAAAUGUUGGAGCUUGCUGACUCUCACAAUCAAUCACUUUGGAAUAUAACAAGCAUCUUCGAGUUCAAUUGCCACGCCUUCUUUCAGCAGUGCAUUUGGCGACGCAAGUUCGUAAAUUGCUGCAGCAUAUUCAAGCCCUUGGGCAUGCGUGGCAGCUGCUAUGUAUUCAACUCACUGCGCGCUAAGCAACCGGAUCCCACUUGGCCCUGGUCAGCAGCCAGCUCUGGCUUCAAUAGUGCGCUUAAUGUGCGCGUCAAUCGCUAUAUAGCGGGCUAUAGACUGGACAACUUAGGCGUAAUUGUGCAAGAGCCUGAUCAGUAUCUGGGCACGACUGUUACCUAUGCCUCAGCGGAUCGCAUUGUGGUGCCAGUGCAUCCGCUGCGCUUUACGGCGGAGUCUGCAGUGCGCGCACGUCCCGUCGAAAUGCGGCGCUGCUACUUUAGUGAUGAGCUUUUCUUAAACGGACGCCUGCGCUCCGAGUGCAUCAACAAUUGCCAUAUGCGUUACAUAGCCGAGAAGUGCAAUUGCCGCUAUGAGUGGCCCAUGGCUGUAGACCAGCUGCAGACUCUAGAAUUCAAUGAAAGUAUUAAACAUCUCUGUUCGCUAAAAGAUUUGCCUUGCUUUAAGCAGCACAAACUUUCGCUAUUUUCGAUGAGCAACAUCAUAGAAGAGUCUAGCGACAAUAUAUUUAAUAUUACCGACUGUCACUGCUUUCCCAAUUGCGAUCAUAUACAGUAUCAUGCAUUUAUAUAUACGGAUCGAGAGUGCUUCUUGGAGACUGAGAAGAGCGUAAUAGAGAUUGAUGUUUAUUUUGAGGAGGAGACGCUCUUCUCCUAUCGCUCAACGCUGUAUAUAACGUUUGUCGAUCUCAUUUUUAUUGGGGACAAUGCCUCCACGGAGACUGUGCACAGUGCGAAGCAAACGGAUUUGGGUUUAUCUGCGGGCUAUCAGCGAGCUCAAAACACCCUAACAAUAUAG